This is a messenger RNA of Schistosoma bovis, 3136 nucleotides long. NCBI's taxonomy places the organism in Eukaryota, Metazoa, Platyhelminthes, Trematoda, Strigeidida, Schistosomatidae. The record is from the annotation of a GenBank genome assembly.
UUGAAUGAUUGCACCGAUUAUUAAUUUAUUAACUUAUUAAGAAAUUUAUAUAAUAAUCAUUAUGAUUCUAUAUCUACAUUGAUUGAAUGCACCUUGUUUAUUUCAUUUAUUUAAAAUGUGAAUUGAAUUACUUAAAACAAAAAUAAUAAUAAAAGAAAAACAAAAAGAAAAGAAAAAAGAGAAGAAAAGAAAGAAGAAAAAAGAAUGAUUAAUGAAUUCAAUGAAAACUAGAAUCAUACUAAUGUGAAUAAACAAUAUUUAUAAGGAAUAUAUAUAUGUCUACACAUAAUAUUGAAUCUAUUCAACAAUUAGUUUCCUAUUUUCUUUGUUAGUUUCCUGGCAAAAAUUAUUAUUUAUAUUCUAAUACCGAUUGUGAAAUUUCUAAAAAAACAACAAUUAAAAAAACACACAUCAAAAACUCAUGUUUUAUUUAUCAACAAAGUGGAAUAUAUAUAAAUAGUUACUGUCCAUAAUAAUUCAAAUUUCUAAUGACGUCUAAUCAGUUACUAUCCAAAAUAAUAUUAUUCAUAUUUAUAUUAUUAAUGAUUAUUCAAUUAACUAAUUCAAUUACAAUCAAUAUCAAUGAUACCAAUACUAAUUAUUCUAUUGAUAAUUCAAUCAAUAAUAAUAAAUCAAUAUCCGAUCAAAUGUUAUUAGAAAUUUAUACAACAUGGAUUGAUUUUGCUAAACAUUUUGUUCCUACAGCAUUAUUUGUUGAUCGUUAUGUAACAAUCAUUUAUUAUAUAUUAGGUUUUCCUGGUAAUUUUAUUUCAUUAAUUAUAUGGUCUAAUAAAAAAAUGAUCAAAGAAAAUUCUGCUGCUGUUUAUUUAGCUGCAUUAUCAUUAAAUGAUAUAAUUGUAUUAAUAUUUGCAUUAAAUAGAGAUUUAUCACGUGUAUGGCAAAUACGUGAAUAUUUAUUACCUGGUUCAUGUGAAAUACAAAAUAUUUUAUCACCAGCUGUACAAUAUGCAUCACCAUUAUUUGUACUUGCUUUUACUAUUGAACGUUGGUUAGCUAUAUGUAAACCAUUUUAUAUUGAUAGAAUAUGUAGUUCAAAAAGAGCAAUUUAUAUAUGUAUCAUAAUUAUCAUUAGUACAAUCAUAGUUUGUUCUGGUUAUGCAUAUAUAUUUAUAACAGAAACAAAUACAUGUAGUAAACGACAUAUUAAUCCAUUAAUUAUAAGUGUAUAUUUAUCAUGUUUAGAAGGUGUAUUUGCUGGUGUUGUACCAUUAUUAGUAUUAAUAUUUAAUUGUUUAGUCAUUAAAGAAUUAGCUAAAGUUCAUCAUGCUAAUAAACAAUUAGCUAUUAUGUCAAAUCAUUUAUCAUCAUCAUCAUAUUGUUCAACAUCUCAAUCGAAUAUAAUAAAUAAUAAAAAUUCACCAAAACCUUCAUAUACUACUACUACUACUACUAUUACUCAUAAUAAUAAUAAUAAUCACCAUGGGAAUAAAAUUAAAUUAUAUUUUAAAAAUAUUUUCACUAAGCAACUAUCAUCAAAUUCAAUAAAAUCAAAUAAAAAAAUUAAUAAAACUUCAUUAAUAUCAAAUGAAAAUUCAUUAAAUUUUAUUCCACAAUAUAAUUCAAUCAAUUCAAUCAAUCAUAAUAAAUCAAUAAUCAAUGAAAAAUCAAUAAUUUCUAAUCGUAAUAAUAAUAAUGAAUUAAUUCAUAUAAAUUAUAAUGAUUCAUAUAAAAUUUCACAUAAUAAACGUACUAGUCCAAGUUUUAAAUCAACAACAUUAAUGCUUUUAACAGUUAGUUUUUAUACAAUUUUAACAACAUUACUUGGUGGUCUUGUUUAUUUAAUACAUCAAACACAAGAAGAGCCUAAUAUGAAUGCAACAGAAAAAGAAGCUUUAGAAGAUCCUAUUUGGAAUCAAUAUUUCAAAAUGAUUACAAUUAAAGCAUUUGGUGAUGAGAUUGCAUUAUCACAUUAUGCAUUUAGUUUUAUUAUUUAUUAUGCAACUGGAUGUAAUUUUCGUCAACGUGUACAUCAAUUAUGCAAAAAUGUAUUAUAUAAAUUAGGUUGUCGUUGUCAUAAAUUAAUGAAACUUGGUAUAAAUGAAGAAAGUGAUAAUAAUAAUAAUAUACCAUCAAUUACUCGUCGUUCACAUAAUCGUUUAUUAACUAAUCAUGAUAGACAAGAUGAUCUGGAUUUUACAAUUCAUACAUCAUCACAAUAUCGUCAAUCAAAAAAAUUGAUUGAUUAUCAAAAAUCAAUUGAAAUGGAUCAAUCUAUAGAAUCAAAGUAAUACAAAUUUAUUUAAAUCAUCUAGUAUAUAUCAAAAAGUAGAUUUCAAUGAAUAAAUCAAUAUUCUCAAGAGAUAAUGCCAUGAAGGACAUAAAAAGUGUUGAAUAUUUUAAAUGUUCAUGUUGUAAUUCCUUGAUGUUAUACAUCGAAUAUACUUGAAAAAUAAUCAGACUUCAAAGAGUAAACAAACAAACAUCACAAACAAAACGUCUACAAGAAAGUUCAAGACAAAAGAAAUCACUGUCAAACACAGUAUAAACCAUAAAACAAUAUCAUAGUCUGAUAUGAAUGUAAACAAAUUGUUUACUAUAAUAAACGCAAUAUUAAAAUACCAUAGAAAUGAUUAUUUUUUAAAAGAAAAAAAAUGUUUUUUUUGUUGGUUCAACUCAAACUUCUUUCUAUAUUUUCUUUUUCCUCUUUUUUUUGUUGUUGGAUACAAGAUUAAAGCAUUUUGAAUUCUGGUACUAGUGUUUCUUCGCUCCUUGAUUUCAUUGACUGACAGUUGAUAUAGAUGUAAUCGGUUAAGAUUAAAAUGAUCCAUUAGCAAUGAAACAUUUAAACCAAUUAGUCCCUUUUGAUAAAUUUCGAUAAUGUAAUAAAAACAUAAAAAUGAUCCGAACUAUGUGACGAUAUAUUAACCCAAUCACAUAGUUCUGAUAAUCUACAUAUUCUUAUUACAUGAUCAAAAUGAAAUAUUGAUUUCCUUUCAUUUUGAUACAUUUAUUAAGUGCAUUAUAUGUUCAUGGUUUCAUUCAUGAUUAUUUCUAAAACAUCUUUGUAUAUAUGAACGUGUGUAAAACAAAAUCACUACCACCACCACCAACAACAACAACAAGAUAAUAAUAAUAAUAGCCAUAGCAACUAUUAUUAUUAUUAUGACUAUUUGCA